This is a messenger RNA of Microbotryum saponariae, 2259 nucleotides long. The record is from the annotation of a GenBank genome assembly. NCBI's taxonomy places the organism in Eukaryota, Fungi, Basidiomycota, Microbotryomycetes, Microbotryales, Microbotryaceae.
AUGCGGAAUGAAUACGACAACGUGAACGAGUCGGACAAGAAACACGCCGAGUCGGAUGGCGAGCCUGAGGCAGUCGCCUAUAGCUCGGUCGGGGCCAAGUCGUCCGGCCGGCAUCACGGUCUGAUUGUCGUGUCGGUGGCAGCCUUGGUGGUGCUUGCUGUGGUAUUGGGACUCGGAUUGGGACUUGGUCUGAGGAAACAUCACCACACCAAUGCCACUUCGGCUACUCCCACUUCAUCGAAUGGGACAUCAAACUCGUCAACCUCGGCGUUGUCGGCGAUGAUGCAACAGCCGUCCAGCAACCUCGUUCUGCGCGGUGCUGCCGCGAUGAGGUCGGAACCGGCGCAAACUCGAACUUACCAGUUCGUCGUCGAAGAGCGAAUGGGUUCACCGGACGGCUUCUCGAAGAAGAUGCUCGUCGUCAACGGUAUGUUCCCCGGCCCCACUAUCGAAGCAAACCAAGGCGACCGUAUCGUCGUCAAUGUUACGAAUAAGCUCCCAAACGCCACCGCCAUUCAUUGGUGAGUUUGUGGGCCUGCAAAUAAUUUGUAUUCAAGGAGAGGACUGACUAGGAUGCUGCGCUCCCUUCCUUGAUAUCAGGCAUGGUCUUUUCCAACCCUUGACCCCUUUCUAUGACGGCACCGCAGCCAUCACUCAGGUUAGUCACUGCGCACUCCUGUCAACUAAACAGCGGACCGGUUCUGUUCGUUUCAUGCCGGACCGGACGCUGACCCCCCUGACCAUCUGACACCGUGGCAUCUUUUGCAGUGUGGCAUUCCGCCCGGAGACUUCUUGGUCUACAACUUCACUCUCGGGGACUUUUUCGGCACGACGUGGUGGCAUUCUCACUACUCGACGCAGUACACUGACGGUAUUGCCGGCGCGCUGAUCAUUCACGGCACGAACGAGACAGUACCGGCGUCCGACGGAGAAGUGGUGGUGCAGAUGAACGACCUUUGUGAGACUAGUCCGGACCCGGGGAUUCAAAUGAUAAGCUUUCAAAGACUGACUCGGGAGCGUACCGCCAGACCACACCUUCUCCACCGACCUAUUGAACCUAUACCUUUCGCCUCCUGGCAUCACAGGCCAAGGCGACACGGGUGCGGCACAGGGAGACGAGCCCGUUCCUGACUCUGGAACCAUCAACGGAGUCGGGCAGUGGGGAUCUACCAAUGCCUCGUAUGCGAACUAUACUCUCGCACCAGGAAAGACGUACCGACUCCGUUUGGUCAACUCGGCGUCCUUCUCCGCAGUCAGAUUUUCGGUCGACGACCAUGUUUUAACGGUCAUCGAAGCCGAUGGCACCCCUAUCGUCCCAUACAAUGUUACCGGACUCGACAUCGAAGUCGCACAGAGAUACUCUGUCCUUUUAACGACGAACAGAGCCCCUGGCGCCUACUGGAUGCGAUCACUGGUCUCACAAGACUCCUACACGGUGAGUUGCGAUGAACUGCGAAGAAUCAUCUCAGGCUUGCUUCUCAGCGCUGAUAGCAACUUCCCAUCUGCACCUGACAGUACGUUCAACCCGACGGUCAAUACAAUCAGCUCGCAGUAAUUCGCUAUGGUACGGCGGACGAUGCGCUGCCCAACUCCGCUUUAGUCAACCUCGAUCCCGGAUCCGGUACGAAUUCGACCUCGGACAUGGACGUCACUUCUCUGGUGCCUGCGGUAUAUGUGACCGCUCCCAAUGCUACGAUCAGCUAUCUCGUCAGCGUUUCGAUGCAAGAGACGCCGAGCGGUGUCUGGCGAUCGUUCGUCAACUCGACUUCUUGGUCACCUUUGCAAGGCCAAGCGAGCAUGUUCUCCGGUCUUGGCUUCACGACCACCGGCGCCAAAACCUACAAUGACUCGCAGCUCAUCGUCACCGUUCCAGAGUUGGGAACGGGUUCGAAGCAGCUGCCACAGGUCGUUGACAUCAUCAUCAACAACUACGACGACGGCGAUCACCCCUUUCACCUCCACGGCAACAAGUUUUGGAUCGUCGGAUCCGGCAACGGCCGGUACCAGAAUCAAACCUUGAACAACGCCAACCCGCUUUACCGCGAUACGACUCUUUUGAGCGCGUACACUUGGACGGUCCUUCGUUUCGUGGCAGACAAUCCUGGAAUGUGGAUAUUCCAUUGUCAUCUGUCGUGGCAUAUGGCCGCAGGACUGGCUAUGCAAUGGCUCGUUCAACCCAGCCAGAUCCCGAGCCCUCCCCAAGUCAUGCUCGAUCAAUGCGCAACGAUGAGUGGUCUUGCUUCCGCAGGCAGCGCCUAG